GAAAAUGCUUAAAAAGUCUUUGCAGACUCUUUCAUUAGUUAACAAACAUUUGAAUUCGUAUUUGACCUCAAAAUAUAGUAACUUUAGUUAGGCUGCUACUGAGAAAAACUAAAACAUAUUUUGACAUCUUCUCCAUGUGUGAAAUAAAAUAUCCGAGAAGACCAUGCGUCGCUCAGCUGCCAAAUCACGCCGCACUGAUUCUGUCCCAGGUAAUGCUGCUUCGGUCCAGCCGGUUGAGACCGUGGACAUCGUCCCGGGACGCCUUACAGAGUCCACUUGGAGCAGCAUGCUCUCCCAGGAGGAGGGCGAGGAGGUGGUGGUGGAUAUCAUAGCAGAACUGAUGGAAGACGUGAUGGAUAGAUGCUAUCAGGAGUAUCUACAAAGACAGUUGAUACCCUUCUCGGUGUGGUGGGCACAAAAUAACCUGGUGGAGACACUAGAAUGUCUUCUCCUGAGAAGAGAUGAAGGGGAUGAUCCAGAGCAUGAACUGUUUUGGCAAGAGGAUCAAGAGCCCCAGCCCUGUGAGACUGAUUCUUGGGCUGAAGGAUCUGUUCCUGUGCUUCAUGCUGCUCAGGAAUAACACAUGGUUUAUGUGACAUCCCAAACAGCCUGAAGUGAAAAGACUGGUGGACCAGACAGAGGAUUGUUAUGACUGAAACCAAAUUAAUUUGUCAUUUGUUAACCCAGAAACUGAAUUAAAUAUUUAUAUUAAU
Messenger RNA from Carassius auratus (goldfish), 713 nucleotides. It is a transcript of the gene c20h2orf81, whose product is annotated as chromosome 20 C2orf81 homolog. The record is from RefSeq and is a predicted model, not a curated record. Bases 164 to 580 code for a protein of 138 amino acids. The transcript has 4 exons. NCBI's taxonomy places the organism in Eukaryota, Metazoa, Chordata, Actinopteri, Cypriniformes, Cyprinidae.